Dermatophagoides farinae (American house dust mite) is the source of this 623-nucleotide messenger RNA. RefSeq names its product U3 small nucleolar ribonucleoprotein IMP3. Gene Ontology annotation, molecular function: rRNA binding; snoRNA binding. The record is from RefSeq and is a predicted model, not a curated record. Gene Ontology annotation, biological process: rRNA processing; ribosomal small subunit biogenesis. Gene Ontology annotation, cellular component: Mpp10 complex; small-subunit processome. Lineage: Eukaryota; Metazoa; Arthropoda; Arachnida; Sarcoptiformes; Pyroglyphidae.
CUUUUGUAUUGAUUUCAUUGGAAUUUAUUUUCAUUUGACAGAAUUUUUUUUGUAAUCCAAACUUGAAAAAAAUGGUACGAAAAUUACGAUUUCAUGAGAAAAAACUUCUUCGUAAAGUCAACUUUAUACAAUGGGAACCUAACAAUCUGAAUGAAUUACGUAUGAUGCGAAAAUAUGGUGUUGAUCGUAAUGAAUAUACGAAAUAUAAUAAACUUGCAGCCGAAAUACGUCAAUUGGCCGAGAAAUUAUCAACACUUGAAACGGAUAAUGAAUUUCGUAAUGAAUGUUCAGCACAAUUGAUUGAAAAAUUAUAUUCAAUUGGAUUGAUUCAUACGAAACGAUUGAAACGAUGUAAAGAUAUUUGUGUCAGUACAUUUUGUCGUCGUCGACUUCCUGUCUAUAUGAUAAAAUCCGGAAUGUUUAACGGACCAUUAGAAGUUGCUGUUAAAUAUGUUAAACAUGGCCAUGUUAGAGUUGGACCGAAUGUCAUACAGGAUCCAGCAUUUUUGGUAACAAGAAAUCAUGAAGAUUUCAUUACAUGGACGGAUAAAUUUCGUGAUAGUAUCGAUACUUAUAAUGAUAAACACGAUGAUUAUAAAGAUUAACGAUUGAUUGAUUUGUAA